Messenger RNA from Aspergillus fumigatus Af293, 1818 nucleotides. RefSeq lists its product as uncharacterized. Bases 1 to 1818 code for a protein of 605 amino acids. The transcript has 3 exons. Lineage: Eukaryota; Fungi; Ascomycota; Eurotiomycetes; Eurotiales; Aspergillaceae. The record is from RefSeq and is a predicted model, not a curated record.
AUGCUGGAUGAGCUAGAUAACGUGUUUGACGACCAUCCGUCGCUGGAUGCGUCACUAGAGGACUUUGAGAACAACAGCAAUGCGCAUCGCUCUCCCGUAUUCGGCCUCCCCUCGCAGCAUUCUGGGUUUCGCUCAGAGGAGUCGGAAUGUGAGGAAGAGGAUACCACUCCGAACGGUGAGCGCUGGUCGCCUCCAGGCUUCCGCAGAUAUGAUUACGUUCAAGGUAGCGGGUGGUAUCGCCAUCAACCUUAUGUGCGGAAAGGCGAGAACGAUCGGCCGGUGCUGAAACCGACCGUGGGAGUCAGCCCGUCGCUGUCGCGCGAGGCUAGCCCACAGUAUGAAGAUGCGAUCGAGACCCCAUUGGUGAAGAAACGCAGCGAGUCGGCCGACACGGGGGAUGCGACCAUCGCUGCCAACGUACCGUUACCUGCUGAUACGCCACUCAAGGGACGGUCCCCGAGUCCCUCUCCGGCGCUCAGGGCAAGCCCCGCGGACGAAGGAUUGGACUUUGGACCGGAGAAUAACUUGAGCAAUUAUAUCCGGUUUGCUGUGCGCGCAGAAGUCCAGCAUCGCGAACCAUUUGUCGCAUUCUUUAGUUACUUGCGGUCCAAGUUCGACAGGAUCACUAGUUCCAAAUCCAACACCACACUGUCCAUUCUAAUUGCGCUUCUGUCCAUCGCAUUCAUGCGCGCAUUGUUCUUGCCUAGUCUCCCUCAAUCGAUUCCAGAUCUGGUGAAAUUGUCAAGCUUUGCGCGAUCGUUUGAGCCUCUCAUAUACUACUCUGAGAAUGGAGUACAGCAGAUUGGAACGCUGCAGGAGACCGGUGUUGCUGUCUGGGAUCUGAGUGAAUCCGUCCGCGGUACCAAUAUGACCAGCGCGCCGAUCAUUGUGCGCCAGCUAGACGAACUGUCCGAGUCUCUGAAAACAUUGUCGCUGGAGCUAACGCGCUUUUUCGCCAAUGUCGACUCCGAUGUCGACUCUAUUCUGAUAGUCAUGGACUGGGCCAAAAGAGAGCUGGAGACUUUAUCGUCGCAACCUCCAAGUUCUCUGCCGUCCAUUGUCCUCGACAAUGUGCAUGAUCUCUUAUCACGACUAGGUACGCUGGAGCGGACAGACACUCCAAGCGGUGAGGCAACCAGCAGCCAGCUGACAACCACCCCAACCACAUUUGGCCGCGUCGUGACGGCCGUAUUGGGUCAGACUUCCGCCCAGCGCACACAGGCCACUCUCAUGCGAACCUUCACGGAAUUCCUAUCCGUGCUUGAAGAGUCGAUCAAUAAUCGCCAAUUUCUCAAUCUGCAGCGUACCGUUGUGCGCGAGUCAGACGCCCAAGAACGUGCCGAGGGGGAGAUGCUGAGCUCCCUAUGGACUCGAGUUCUCGGUCCUGAUGCCGCUAUGGUUCGUAAAUAUGAGAAGAACAAGCGCCUGUUAGCCAAUGUGCGCAGCCGCACUGUCGCCAACAAGCAUCUCCUGAUGGAUCACCGCGGCCGUCUUUUGACACUGAAGGUCAACUUGGAGACCCUGCGACGAAAGCUGGUCAGUCCCCUUGUCCGCCGAAAUGAUUCGGUGAGCUUUGUUGGUGCUGUCGAGGGAGGCAGCGGGCGCAGUCACGGACGGAUGCUCGGGCCGGUCGAAGCGGUCAUUGAAGGCCAGAUCCGCGGGUUGGAGAGUACAUACGAUUACCUCCGAUCUGUCCGAGAAAAGCAGAAAGCCAAACUCAUGGAAAUGGUAUAUGGAAGCGGUCGCAAAAUCCCAUCACCGUCAAUGUUACCGGACGGAUCGGACGAUCUAGGGUCAGAUACCAUUGAAGGGGUCUGA